Lucilia cuprina (Australian sheep blowfly) is the source of this 1524-nucleotide messenger RNA. Its product is annotated as protein PFC0760c-like. The transcript has a single exon. The record is from RefSeq and is a predicted model, not a curated record. NCBI's taxonomy places the organism in Eukaryota, Metazoa, Arthropoda, Insecta, Diptera, Calliphoridae. Bases 1 to 1524 code for a protein of 507 amino acids.
AUGAGGAUUUUACUAUCGUCGUUAUUGCUACUGGUUGGUAUAAAUCUAAUAUUGGCACGUUCUAUAUAUUGGAAUGCCGAUUACAAUCCAAACACUUGGAUAAAUGAUUUUGAAGAUGAAUUAUUUGCAAUACCUUCAAAUCCUUAUGAUGAUGAUUUUCAAAAACUGUGGAUGGGAGAAAGUUCAAAUGAAUCAACAGAGACAUUAAAAUCCCUGCAUGAUAUCAUUGAGGAGUUUGAUAAGAGUAAAGAAAAUACGAAUAAUAAUGACAAUAUCGAUGAUAAUGAUAAAGAUGUUAAUAAUGAUUAUAGCGGAAAUUCAGAAGAAAUAUUAAAAUCCGUACAGAAACUACUUGAUGUUUUGGAAAAAAGUGAAGACGACGUUGAACCAAUGUUUAGGAAUAGAGCUAUAGAUGAUAAUCAUGAUGAUGAUGAUGAUGACGAUGAUCAUCAAAAGAAUAUAUUCAGCAUAAUCUUUAAUAAUCCAUUUGUUCACACUGAAAAUAUAUAUGAAUCGUCUGAAGAAAAAAACGAUAAUGAAAAGGAAACCACAACUAUGCAAGAAGAAAUUUUUGAUUUAACAAAAUCUUCUGAAGAGAAGCAAGAAAACGAUGAACAUGAUAUUUCCGAAAAGGAUAUUGAAGAAUUGGCUGCUUUAAUAAUAACUCUUAGUGCCAUAGAUGAUUUAAUUGAAAUUUCAAAUAAAACACCAGAAUAUGCUGAGGAAACUGAGAACGAGUUAAAAUCCAAGGAAGUCGACGAAUUUUUAAAAUUAUUCAGUUCUAUAUUAGAUGAAAUUCUAGAAGAGGAACAUACAAUCAAUUCUAAAAAAGAAAAUAAUGACGACAAUGAUAAUGACGAUACUACACCCAAAGAUGAUAGCAAUGAAGAGAAUGACGAUGAUGAUGAUAUUACUGAUAUUACUACACUCAAACCUGAUAGUGAUGAAGAGAAUGAUGAUGUUACUACUGCUGAAACAAAUAGUGAUGAAGAUAAUGAUUACGAUAUAACUACACCCAAAAAUGAUAGUAAUGAAGAUAAUGACGAUAAUAACAAUGAUGAUACCGAUGAUGAUAACAGCAACAGUAAGGAAAAUGAAAUUGAAACAUUCGAUUUAACAUUCCAUAGCAUUGAUGAUGCUGAUCAUGAGCAAAAUCUUUACGAUCACAAAUACGAAAUUGUAAAUCCAAUCGCAACACAAGAAGUUAAAACCACCAGUUCACCCUUUACGUCAUCGAAUAUCCAUGACAACAAUAUCAUCCAGGAAUAUGUUGAACUACGUCAAAAUGUUGAUACCGAACAAGAAACCCUAGAUUUGUAUGAACACAAUUUAGAUAAGGAUUUCUAUAAUAUAAUUUCAAAUAAUUACAACGAAGAGAGUAUUAACAAAUUUGAGAAGGACUUUUUUCUAGUGCAUGAAAAUUUGGAUAGAAUCAAACGUAAUAUAAAUGCCAUGGAAAAUCUAAGUUCUAAAUUGUAUUUACAUAAGUUGGUUAGUGAUGCUGUUAAAAAUAUUCGUAAAUAA